UGGACUAGGUCAAGAUCACAGAAAGCCUCAUGGGCGAUGAAGGCACCGGCGCCGCCGGCUUUCUUCAGCGCAUUGGUUCCAAGCCCGCCGGGUGCUUCUCACUCGCAUGCGCGAGGCGGGAAGCCCGAGCGAGGCAAGCACGCGGUCCGCUUGGCGCCUUUGGGCGACGCCCCGUCGCCCCGCGAAGCAGCCCGCGAAGCGGGCUCGAUGUCGCCCCGGGCGCCCCGAACCCGACUUCAGGAGGCUGAGGGAACCGCUCUGCAGGAAUUGCGGCGGCACCGGGCCAAGCGAAUAAGCAAGUCGGAAGACGACGACGAGCAGACCAAAAAGUCGCGAUCUGUGAAGAGCAUUGAGCUGAACUCAGAUUCCAGCCUAGAUUCGCGGCUGGUUUUUGUCAAGAAGCCCUCCAUGGAGGCUGAGGCGCAAGCACGGAAGAGGGCUUCAGCCUCGUCCUUUUUCCCCAAGGCGCCGGGGAAAUCCCGGCAGGAGCGCCUGAUGCAGGGCUGCGACAAGGUGAGAAAGAAAACGAGCAGACGGCGCCACUCCAGUAGCUCCACACUGAGGGGCAGUGAUCUCAGCCCAUCGAGUCACUUCAGCGACCCUGACACGGAGCUGGACGUGGAACUGCCAGAGCUGCCAGAGCCAAAGUUGGCGCCUCCCGCCAUUGCUUCUGCCCCCUGGCAACUGCAGCGGCGCAAGCUGCAAGCAGCACUGGAGAAGGUGCAGUGUGGUGUGCAGCCGGAGGCACCAUCCCAGGAGCUAGUUGAGCAGGCAGAGACUUUGCAGAAAGCAGUGCGCGAGAAGAGCCUUGACGGCCGCGCUGCGCUGGCAUAUUGCCUGGUUCAGAAGCUUGGCUCGUUGGACAAUGCCUUCAAGUAUUUGGACUGCUCACAGACUGGACGCUUUCCAAAGGUGACGUGGGAGACAGCCCUUCUUAUCCUGCACCUCCAAGUUUUACAGCUUACAGGAGCAACCAAGCACGACAUCUUUAAGGUGAUGAGCGGCCAGAGCCAAGAGGUGAGCAGAGAAGGCUGGGAUGAGUAUUUUGCAGGCCUAGAGGACUUUGCAAGUCCCACAUCGCGACCCAAACCAGCGAUGUGUCGUGCAGAUGUCCUCACGAGCAAGGGAGACACAGGUUCCUCCCAGGUUGCCAGCCAAUUGCCACCCAUGGACGGCUCAGUUUCAACGAGUGAGCCUGGCGCGCCAAGCACGCCCAGCGCACCCAGCGCGCCCAACGCGCCCCGCGCGCCCAGCGCUCCCAGCGCGCCGAGCGCGCCACGGGAGCCGGUGGAGCCUUCAGAUGCUCACGGCAAGCCGCCGGAUCCCUCCGGCGAGCCCUCAGCCAAGCCGACUGAGUCUGCGUCACCUCAGAAAGCCUCACGCUUCAAGAAAGCCGUGCGGGCAGUCGUGGCCGUGGAAAGGUUCGCCAAGAAAACGGAGGGCAGACAAACUUCGGAGGACAGCACUCCCAAGACUCCCAAACCGAAGCCAACACGCCGGCCAAGUGCGGCUAGGUUUGCCACUGGACCAGCAGAUGUGGUGCCAUUGGAAGAUGAUGACACGUUUCUGGCUCGGAUUGCUGAGUCAUUGGAAGAGCUGCCGCUUGAUCGAGAGGUAUUUGUGGAGUGCAGCUCCCGGCAUCAGAAAUCGGUGCUGAUGGAGAAGGCCCGUGAGAAGAGCUACUCGGCCUCGGCCUUGCAAUCCGGAGUCCUGGUGGUGAACGAAGGGGGGCAGGCCAGGCAGCUGCGGGAGAAGGUGAGCUCUUCCGCCGUGGGCUUCUCGCAGCUGCUGUGUCCGCAGACGCUUCAGCAGUUUGGCAUGGCGCUGGUGGAAGAGGCCGGCCUCACGGUGCUGGGUUCCAAGCACAGAGCACCGGAUCCCGGGAGCCACGAAGGUCACGAAGGCGGCUUUCUGAUGGACGUGCUGAAAGACAAAGGCAGCCCCGAGGAGAUUCAGCGUGCUGCUGAGGCCUUCCUCGACAGCCUAGCGGAGGGGGAGGUGACGUCCUACGCCUUCGCGGCCACGUCGUUGUUCCGGGCCGCCCUGGUGCGGGCCGCGGUUGCCAAAGGUUUGGAGACCAGAAACUCCUCGGAUGGGCACUUGCAGCUGGGGAGGCUCCACGUGUUUUCCGAGUCCGUGCAGCAAAUCAUCGACCAUCUGCAGGAUGGUGAAGAGCACGACUUCGGAAGCCUGCUCCACGACUUGCAGAAGCAGGUGGUACGGGAGAAGUCCAGUGCAGCGGACCUGGUCGUGACGGAGGACGAGUCCAUGAAGAUCCGGAGGGUGACGCCUUCGCCCGUGUUUGAAAAGACGUCGGCACUGGACGAGCUGCGGAGAUUGACGGAGGCAGCUUUCUCGCAGUAUGCCACUGGGAGGUUGGGCCAUCAGAUCUUCCUCCGUCGCAUUGACCUGCAACGACUUGCCUGCGACACUCGCGAGGGUUCAGAGCCCGACUUCCUGACGAAGCUGGACGAAGUCUUCGACGACACGCUGGAGCUCCAGCUGGACAUCGUGGGGACGAAGUACGGCCUCUCCAAGGAGUACUUCCAGGUUUUCCUCACCAAGGCCUCCAGGGAUUUGUCCUGGCACCCGAGCUACGAAUCGCUGGAGGCCUUGAAGGAAGCCUAUGAAGCAGACUCGGACGAGGAACGCUCGACGGAUGAGUCCUAGCUUAGCAUUGCUCGAGGCAAUCGCUCGGAAAACACAAAAACACCGCCAAAGCGCCAUUUGAUUUCCGCUCCUUAGUCACUGGAUCCGAGCCCACCCCAAGACA
Effrenium voratum is the source of this 2773-nucleotide messenger RNA. NCBI's taxonomy places the organism in Eukaryota, Dinophyceae, Suessiales, Symbiodiniaceae. The record is from the annotation of a GenBank genome assembly.